UGCCUUCCGACGGUCCGCAGUGAAGCUGACGACGAGCUGCACGGCUGGUAUUCGGGGCUUGUUGCGGCGUUUUACCCCAGACUCUCGUCAACGCUAACGUGUGCGAGGUGGGUCCGGCCAAAACGGAAAGAAGCGUCGGUCGCAGCGGCCAAGCCCAUCCCACUCAGCCGCCAUCCGAAGUCGCCCCGCGUGAUUACGCAGCAAACCAAUCAGCCCACCACAACCGCCAGUGACCGUCUUUCUCCGAGGGCUGCUUAGAAAAGUUCUCGACGCGAUCCGCUCCUUAGCCCACCCAUAAACACACUCUUCCCUCUCCUGAAGUGCUUCACCACGCCUCCCACAGCCAGGGAUUUGCCCCUCUGCUUCCAAAGCCGCAGCUCUCCCACCAUGGCCCCGCGCACGCUUCUUCUCGCUCCCCCGUCCAUAUCCGCGCAUCCUGAGGUGCUGGACAAAGUCUACGAGAUCCACGACCGCUCCUCGGCCGACCUCCAGAUGCUGGACCGCAUUGCGGCCGGUCUGGUUCAAUUGCCACUCUCCACAUACGAUGUCGUGCUUCUCCUCACCGACGCCGACGGCACAACGCGUGAAAGUCACAAAUUGCUAGGGCGAGAGGUAAUGACCAAAGUCGUUAGGGCACUGAAGGCUGGCGGGCUGCUCAAGAGUCAGGAUGGUGUCUUUGGUUCAGCGCAAGGCACAGAAAAGACAGAGGCUAUUCUCGCGGGGCUCGUCGAGGGCGGUGACGGCAUGAUGAAGCCAGCGGAAGUGGGAAGCGUGUCCAUACCGCUAAAGCUUGGAAAGAAGAAGACGAACGGCGUUACAAAUGGAGUCAACGGCACAGCAAACGGCAGCGACACCGUUCCCCUCCGUGUCAACGGCAAGCGCAAAGAACCAGAGCCCGCAAAGCCCGUCGGCGUCGGUUUCGUAGACUUCAGCGACGACCUCGACGACCCUAUCAUUACCGGCGAGGAUGACGAGCUCAUCGAUGAAGACGAUUUGAUCACAGAAGAGGAUAUGGCGCGCCCAAUCAUCCAGCCGCCCGAAUGCCGCCCUAAAGCCGGAAAGCGACGCCGCGCCUGCAAAGACUGCACUUGCGGUCUCAAAGAGAAAAUCGAAGCCGAAGACGCUGCGAAGCGCGCCAGCGCCGACAAAGCCUUGAAUACAAUGAAGCUCGGGGCAGAUGACUUGACCGAAGUUGACUUCACAGUGCAAGGCAAGGUUGGCAGUUGUGGGAACUGCGCCUUGGGCGAUGCGUUCAGGUGCGAUGGGUGUCCCUAUAUUGGCCUACCGGCAUUCAAACCCGGCGAGGAAGUGCGGUUGCUGAACAACGAUAUCCAGUUGUAGACAUGACGUUAGAAUGAUGAGGGCUUAUAGGUGUAGACUCUCGGUGAUCCUGCCCACCCGGUGGUAGGCUAUUGAGAACGGGCGAAUGGGAUCAUCAGGAAGCUUUGCAUAUCGGUCGGCGCAUUAGAAGGGGUGCACAUAUCAACCUCGAUUGAGACUCGGUAAUGCAAAGCUAAAUAAAGAAGGCUCUUUGCUCCGCGCGAAAUGCGAAUGUAGUAACUAAUCAACAUAAAAGUGGCAUCAGGAUAUCAAACGCCUUA
Molecule: messenger RNA, 1601 nt
Organism: Trematosphaeria pertusa
Lineage: Eukaryota; Fungi; Ascomycota; Dothideomycetes; Pleosporales; Trematosphaeriaceae
Product: Fe-S cluster assembly protein DRE2
Exons: 2
Coding region: 388-1341 (317 amino acids)
Biological process (GO): iron-sulfur cluster assembly
Cellular component (GO): cytoplasm
Molecular function (GO): iron-sulfur cluster binding
Source: RefSeq, a predicted model, not a curated record